Messenger RNA from Rotaria socialis, 1194 nucleotides. NCBI's taxonomy places the organism in Eukaryota, Metazoa, Rotifera, Eurotatoria, Philodinida, Philodinidae. The record is from the annotation of a GenBank genome assembly.
AUGCCCAUUAAUGAACCAACUUCUUCGGGUAAAAAUAAAUUAGGUCUAACAUUACCCGAAGUACCAAAAGAUCCAAGUGAUCAAAGCCAUACUGAAAAUGGCAUUCCAGACGUAUGUAUUGAACGUUUACAAGAAGAAUUCAACCAACUUGAAUGUACCGAUAAACAAAAAGAUCGCAUGGAAGAGUUUUUCAAAGCUAAACGUGCUGUGGGAGAAUUAAAGCAAGAUGAUCUCGUUAACAUAUAUGAGUUAGGUCAAGGAAAUGGAGGCGUUGUUUAUAAAGUUCGCCAUAAACCAACCGAUAAAAUAAUGGCUAGAAAGAUAAUCUAUUUGGAAGUUAAACCAGCUAUGAAAAAUCAAAUUAUUCGAGAACUUAAAGUAUUGCAUCAAUGUAAUUCACCAUAUAUUGUUGGGUUUUAUGGAGCAUUUGCUGUUGAAGCUCAAAUUAGUAUUUGUAUGGAAUACAUGGAUGGUGGCUCAUUAGAUUUGAUAUUGAAAAAGGUUAUGCGAAUUCCAGAACAUAUUCUUGGCAAGAUUACUGUUGCUGUUCUUCGUGGCUUAAGUUAUUUACGAGAACGACAUCGUAUCAUGCAUCGAGAUAUUAAACCAUCGAAUAUUCUUGUGAAUUUUCAAGGUGAAAUAAAACUAUGUGAUUUCGGUGUUAGUGCACAAUUAAUUGAUUCAACAUUGCAUACAUUCAUUGGUACUCGUUCUUAUAUGUCUCCUGAAAGACUUGAAGGUGCGCACUAUGGAAUAAUGAGUGACAUAUGGUCAUUAGGACUUUCACUGGUCGAAAUGGCUGUUGGUCGAUAUCCAAUUCCGCCACCAUCAACACAAGAUAUUGAUAAUUUAAUUAAAGAAGACCCAUUGGGAAAUCGACCCCGACCAGAAGGAUUUGGAUGCUAUAAAGGCUUAGCAAUAUUUGAAUUAAUGGAAUGGAUCGUUAAUGAAGCACCACCAAGUUUACCACGGUCACAUUUUUCAUCAGAAUUUUGUGAUUUUGUUGAUCGUUGUUUGAAAAAGAGUACCUCUGAAAGAGCCGAUUUAAAUACACUUUUGCAUCAUCCAUUUUAUAAACGAUACGAAGCUGAAAGUGAUAAUCAAGAAGUUUCGUCGUGGAUACGACAAGCAUGUGGAUAUGAUUUGGAUAUGAAUAAUGAAAACAAUAAUCGACGUAGUGGAAGUAGUACAUAA